AUGGCCCAGCUUUAUGCUGACCUGAGGUUUGCCAAGGUGAUGGGAGGCCGGAGCACAGCCAGCCAGGCACUGGAGGCAGCCUUCAGCAUGAACGAGGCAGAGAGCCCCUACGAGAGCAGCCAGCCAGCACUGGAGGGAGGGUGCUGGUCCCGUCGGUGGUGCAUCCCUGUGGGGCUGCUGACAACUUGCCUGCUGCUGGUGGCCACCGUGGCCCUGGGGACUUGCUACUGGCAGGUCACCCGCAGCCUGCAGGACUCCUCCCGUGAGCACAAGGCCGAGCAGGGCCGCCUGUCACAGGAGCUGAGGGCGCAGGAGCAGAGCCUGGAGCAGACCCAGCUGGAGCUGGCGUGGGCCAGAGCGGAGCUGCAGCGCGCGUGGCACGAGGGCAACAUCAGCCAGCUGGAGCUGGACAGGCUGAGCCUGGAGCUGCGCCGCGUCACGGGGGUGCUGGGCAGGACAGAGAGGGAGAUGCAGGAGGUGCAGGGGAGGCUCAACAGCAGCGAGAGCACCGUGGCCCUCCUGCGCUCCUGCACAGCCAUAGAUUGCUGCCCUUCGGGCUGGCUGCUGUACAGGGGCAAGUGCCUCUUCAUCUCCUCGGAGAAGAAGACGUGGGAAGACAGCAGAGAUGAGUGUGAGAAGACAUAUUCUCAGCUCCUGGUCACCAAAUCCUGGAGUCGUUGGACUGUGCCGACCUUUCUGAAGAAUGCAGAUGUCCCAUACUGGAUUGGAUUGCAGAAGGGCAGUUUUCCCUGGUAUGACUAUGGCUGGCUGGAGGAAGAGGACCCAGACAGCGAGGGAGGCUCUGAGGCUUGGUUCUGGGUGGAUGGCUCCCUUUAUGAAAGGCCGUGGCAGUCAAAAUCGAACGGAACCUGUGCCGUAAUAAGCCGUGGGAGCAUCAAACCCGAGCAGUGCACUGGUCCCAGUGACCUGCACCUCUGGAUCUGUGAGAAGGCAGCAGGGCCAAGCCUCCCUUUCAAGUGA
This is a messenger RNA of Zonotrichia albicollis (white-throated sparrow), 981 nucleotides long. The record is from RefSeq and is a predicted model, not a curated record. NCBI's taxonomy places the organism in Eukaryota, Metazoa, Chordata, Aves, Passeriformes, Passerellidae.